Molecule: messenger RNA, 1599 nt
Organism: Penicillium verhagenii
Lineage: Eukaryota; Fungi; Ascomycota; Eurotiomycetes; Eurotiales; Aspergillaceae
Product: origin of replication complex subunit 5 family protein
Exons: 3
Coding region: 1-1599 (532 amino acids)
Biological process (GO): DNA replication initiation; DNA replication
Cellular component (GO): nucleus; nuclear origin of replication recognition complex
Molecular function (GO): DNA replication origin binding
Source: RefSeq, a predicted model, not a curated record
AUGGAGCCCCCUGACAUUGCUCGCUCACUCAGUGCGCAAUGGCCAUGUCGGGAUGUGCAGGCUCGACAACUUGCUAGUCUACUCCAUCCACAACUACCUAAUCCUUCAACUGUGGUCGUCCAUGGAGUCUCGGCAACCUGCAAAUCCACAAUUAUCCGUGGUGUACUUGCUGCCCUUGAGGCGCCACAUGCCGUUGUUCGAAGCACCGAGUGCAUCACUGGACGGCAUCUACUGACCAAGAUCCUUUGGAAUACACUUGAGGCAUUUGGUCAGAAGGACGAAUGGGAGAAGUUCGGAAAAGGACGAUGUGAGCAUGUCAGUACUUUGGUAGUGCUCCUGGAGGAAUGCUUGGCUGCGAGACCUGCCGACAAACAAGGAAAUUUUGUCUUGGUGUUGGACGAGAUAGAUAGGCAGAGAGAGGCGGCGCCGACUUUGCUCUCGGCACUGGCUCGACUUGGACAAAUUAUCCCAUCGCUUUGCGUUGUAUUGGUCCUGAGCUCAACUCCACGGCCACUUUUCCUCCAGAGUGCGUCGGUUCCUCAUAUCAGCUUUCCGCCAUAUACCCGAAAAGAGAUGAUUGAUAUCUUGAUGGCUUCGCCUGCGCCCACGCUAGAAGGCCUGCCGGAGGAAAUACUUUCCCGCGUAUAUCCGCACUUUGUUUCGACCAUCUAUGACGCCCUGGUCGGACCGACAGCUGGGUCGAUCCCAAACUUCCGAUCUAUCUGCGAGAGGUUAUGGCCCCAAUUCGUGGCCCCUGUGUUGCAAGGCGAAGCACCUCCUGGCAAUACCGAAUGGGACUUUGCGCGACUGCUGGUCAGGAAUAGGGCACUUUUCAGACACCAAGGUGAAUCGGCGCUUGUUCAUCGAAUUGUGCCCGACAACUCUUCUGCCCCAAGUAAUACAUUAUUACGCAAGCCCCUUUCCGCCAGUGGCGUCCGCUCAGGGUUGCCCUCUCUACCAUACUUCUCGACUUUAAUCUUGACAUCUGCAUACGUCGCAUCCCACACCCCACAAAGAUUGGACACUAUCUUUUUCUCCAAAUUCUCCUCCUCUUCACUGUCCGCUCGCAACAAGCGUGCUCACCACCGUCGUCGUCUCAAGACACUUUCACAGGCCCAAGCCGAAGAAAUGAGACAAGCUAACGACCCUUCAACCCCAAACAAAAAAGGCAAACGGACCAAGACCCGUAUCACAAAAUCCACCCUGUCUUCAGCCUUUGCUACAUCGUCAGCCACUACAUCUGCGAUGGGAGGUGGUGCGGGUAUAACAGGUCCGUCUACGAUUCUCACAGCACGUCCAUUCCCACUCGAGCGUCUUCUCGCAAUCUAUCACGCUAUCGACCCCAACCCGCCCGAAAAUCCCAUCCGCACCGGCGCAGUUGCAGACCAGAUCUAUGCCGAGUUGGCCACACUACGUCGCCUGCGUUUAGUUGUCCCGGCCUCGGGUCACCAUGGUGGCCUUGGUACCACUGCAAGUGGAAAUACGAGUGCGGACGCAGGAGAGAAAUGGUGUGUCAAUGUUUCUGGUGACUGGAUUGGGGAGUUAGCCAAGGGCAUUGGUGUUGAGGUUGGCGAAUGGCUAGCUGGUGGUCUGGACUAG